AAUACCACAGAAGACGAUAAUAUUAUCUUAAAGACUACAUAUAUAAAAAAAUCAGGAAAUGAAAAAUGGAACGAAACAAAUUUCCCGACGAUUGAGGCCCAACGAUUGUUCCCAUAUUGGGACAAGCCAAUAAGAGCCACGUUCAACGUUUCCAUAAAACAUCACUGCAAUUAUUCAGUUUUCUCAAAUAUGCCGAUACGACAAGAGAAAAUAUACAAACAUAAAUUAAAUAAUACAGAAACAUGUAUGCAAUGGACAUACUUCGACACCACUCCUUCUAUUCCUGCUCAUCUCGUGAUGGUUAUGAUUUCAUCGAUGCAUUUCUAUCCCAAUAAUGGCAUAGAUAAGGAUUACUUCUGGCGCAAUCCAGACUCAGAGCAUGUACAAUUUGCGGAAAGAGUUUCAAAUAAAAUCAUAAUGAAGUUGAAAUUUGAAUGGUUUAAACCUCUUAAGAAGAUGAAAGUUCCGAAACUGCAACUUGUCGCAAUCCCAGGUUUUCGAAAUGAUAUUAAUAUGAACUUCGGUUUCGUCGCAAUAAGAGAAACAAGUGUUAUUUACAAUGAAAAUCUACAUUCUGUUGCGCAUAAAAUUGAAGUGGCACAAUUGAUAGCGCGUGGAAUAACAUAUCAAUGGUUCGGUAAUUUAAUUAAUCUACCUUGGGGGUCUGAUUUGUGGUUAAGUGAUGGUCUUACAACAUUGUUCGGAAUAGACGUUGUGAAUGCCGUUAAUGCUCUCGAGCAUUACAAAAGUUCGAAGAUGUUAGAUUUAUUCAUAGUUCAGGCUCAAUAUGAAUCUCUUCAGUUGGAUGAUUAUAAUCUUACGCAGUCUCUUCUAUCAGGUGCCAGCAGUCUUGAAAUUAAUUCACUUGCCUCUUAUUCCCGUUACAUUAAAGCACCUUUAAUAUUGUACAUGAUGCAAUAUUUGGUUACUAAGGAAGUGUUUUGGAAAGUUGUCUACCGAUAUUUAAAUAUGCGCGGUAGAAAUGAACAGCCUCUCCACAUUGAUAGCGAAUCUGAUGUGCUUCACUCGCAUCAUAAGAGUCGUUGGUGACAGACAACACACACAAGUCUAUAUACAAAAUUAAACACAUCAAUAUAUUAUUAAUCAUAUAUCCCCCAAAUAAUGCUGGAAAUGAUCUUAAAUAUCGAAACGUUCAUUUUUCGUUAAUUUUGAUUAAGUCGAAUAGAUUAUUCACGACUUAAAUCCGCGUCUGGCUCUAAUUUGUCUUUUAUAUAUUUGUAUUUGCUUAUAUUGUAUGUUAUCAAAUGCAUUUGACAAUAUACAAUAAUUAAAUGUUGUCAAAUAUACGCGUUCAAUAUCG
This is a messenger RNA of Formica exsecta, 1321 nucleotides long. Its product is annotated as glutamyl aminopeptidase-like. Gene Ontology annotation, biological process: peptide catabolic process; proteolysis. NCBI's taxonomy places the organism in Eukaryota, Metazoa, Arthropoda, Insecta, Hymenoptera, Formicidae. The transcript has 6 exons. The record is from RefSeq and is a predicted model, not a curated record. Gene Ontology annotation, molecular function: zinc ion binding; metalloaminopeptidase activity; peptide binding. Gene Ontology annotation, cellular component: cytoplasm. The annotation marks the transcript as partial.